AUGCGCUUAAACCAGUUUCUCCUGCUCGUGACUCUCACCUGCAUCGCUUGCGACAGCAUCGUCGCGAGCUCGAAAGACUUGAUACAAGUCAAGACCUUGAAUGCGAAUUCUCCACGCGAGCGGACGGAUGGAAUCCAUCGCAAUCUAAGAGAAGGGGUGGUCGAGGCUAAUAUCGCUGACGUGGAAGAAAGAAUCUUCUCCCCAAAAAUCUCUGGUGGGGUUUUCGAUGGUUUAAUGGCCAACCUUCAAAAGGUGGCCAAAUUGCCGACAGAAAAGUCCGCUGCUUUUAUGAAGCUCAUGAAACGCCUUUAUCAAUCGCUUAUCAGUAGAUUCGCGAAAGCUAAGCUGAGUAAGAUGAAUAAAAAAAACAUGCCUCAUUCAACUAAGACAUUAAGCGAGGGCAAGAAGACUACAAGUUCACCGACUGAGAUUGAGAAUCCAGGCGCAAUUGUAAAAGUCUCGCCUGUUGAGUCGACACCAAAGACCGCUUCAACCGCUGAUUCAUCACCAAAGACCGCUCUAACCGUUGAUUCGUCACCAGAGACCGCUUCAACCGCUUUGACGCACACUGGAAAUGGAAACAAAGAGACCGCUAUCGUACCUUACGAUUCAAGAAAAGGAAGUCUAUGA
Peronospora farinosa is the source of this 630-nucleotide messenger RNA. The record is from the annotation of a GenBank genome assembly. NCBI's taxonomy places the organism in Eukaryota, Oomycota, Peronosporomycetes, Peronosporales, Peronosporaceae.